This is a messenger RNA of Sander lucioperca (pikeperch), 582 nucleotides long. Its product is annotated as cytochrome c oxidase subunit 7A-related protein, mitochondrial-like. The coding region runs from base 131 to 478 and encodes 115 amino acids. Gene Ontology annotation, biological process: mitochondrial electron transport, cytochrome c to oxygen; regulation of oxidative phosphorylation; mitochondrial respirasome assembly. The transcript has 3 exons. The record is from RefSeq and is a predicted model, not a curated record. NCBI's taxonomy places the organism in Eukaryota, Metazoa, Chordata, Actinopteri, Perciformes, Percidae.
GCACCGCUCUGACGUCAUCACGCAGACGGAGGCUCGUCGUCAGCAGCAGUUAGCGCUGUGUCCGAGCUAACAGGUUAAACAGUCUCCAGCUGUUUCCAGCGGUGUCCCCGGUGUUUCCGGUGUCCGCGAGAUGUUCUACAAACUGAACGGAGUGACGCAGCGGCUCACCGGAGUUCCCGCCGCCGCCGCGUGCAGCCCGCAGGGGCUGCGUCCAGGUGUCCCCCCUGUCCGUCCUCCUCCCAUCUUUGCGUCUCCGACCAAGCUGGUGUCUGAAGCAGGAAGUCAUGUGGAGUACCUGGGGCCCAACCGAGUCUCCCACCUGCAGACCCUCUUCCAGAGGUCAGACGGCGUGCCGGUCCAUCUGAAGGGGGGGGUUCUGGACCGCCUGCUGUACCGGACCACCAUGGGUCUGACUGUGGGGGGGGCGCUGUACUGCCUGGUGGCGCUCUACAUCGCCGCCCAGCCACGCAACAAGUGAUGCUGCUGCUGCGCUCUGAUUGGACGAGGAGGAGUUUAAACAGAGCUUUGCAGGAAACACUUUGUACAGAAAUUAUUAUUAAUAAAGUUUAUUUUGUUGUACAU